Molecule: messenger RNA, 903 nt
Organism: Aspergillus terreus NIH2624
Lineage: Eukaryota; Fungi; Ascomycota; Eurotiomycetes; Eurotiales; Aspergillaceae
Product: S1/P1 nuclease
Exons: 3
Coding region: 1-903 (300 amino acids)
Biological process (GO): DNA catabolic process
Molecular function (GO): nucleic acid binding; endonuclease activity
Source: RefSeq, a predicted model, not a curated record
AUGCAACUCGGGCUUGGAGUUGCGGUCUUGCUCAUCUCCCAAUGCAAUUGGGCUCUUGCGUGGGGUGAUGUCGGUCACCGCACAGUGGCCUACGUCGCAGAGAAUUAUCUCACCGAAGAUGGAUCCAAGUUUCUAGACAACCUACUGCCUUUUAGCAAUAAUUUCGAUAUCUCCGACGCGGCAACCUGGGCUGAUGAACAGAAAAGAAGAUAUCCUAAGACCAAACCCUGGCACUAUGUUGACAUAAAAGAUGAUCCUGUACAUCACAAGUGCGACAUAUCGUCCCUGGACUGCCCGAACGGGGACUGCAUCAUCUCUGCCAUGGAAGCUAUGACAAGCCAAGUGAGCGAAUACAGCUUUAACCGGACAGAAGCCGUGCUUUUUCUAGUUCACUUCUUCGGCGACCUGCACAUGCCCUUACAUGUGGAAGGUCUUUGCAGGGGCGGAAACGAAAUCGAUGUUUCUUUUAACGGUCGCAAUGAUAACCUGCAUAGUAUUUGGGACACAGAUAUGCCGCACAAGAUAAACGGGAUCAAACACUCCCUAAAACACAACGACGAGAAAACGGCUUCCCUCAAAUGGGCCAAAGAUUUGAUUCAAAAGAAUCUGCAUCGACCGGCGACAGUCACUGAAUGCAAUGAUGUGACGCAGCCCCAGAAAUGUUUCAAGCAAUGGGCAACUGAGUCCAACCAUCUUAAUUGUGCAGUUGUUUUCAAGCGAGGGCUUCAAUACCUCACGACACAAGAUCUAGCUGGGGACUACUACGAAGAUGCCGUACCCGUUAUCGAAGAGCAAAUCUUCAAGGCGGGUGUUCGCCUGGCGACCUGGAUCAACUCCAUCGCAGAGAAACAACAUGCCAAAGCUGCAUUUGUGGCUCAGGGUAGUGGAUCCUACGAGCUGUGA